AUUUUCAUAUAAUUUUUUUUCAGGAAUAUGAUUGGAUAGUGAAAACACACUAGAAUAAAUAUAUAAUCAAGAUGCCCCCCAGAAAGCUUCCCCCUAAGCUAAAUGUUAAAAGCACGACCCCAGAGCCUCCUCCCAGUGUUCCAAGGGACCUUGAGACUCAUACAAAUAUAACCAUUGAUAAUCAAACCUUUGUUGUCGAAGCAGACGAUCUAGAGGUGAUCUGCGAGCUAGGUCGAGGUGCUUACGGAGUAGUGGAGAAAAUGCGACACAAGCAGACAGGAACUAUACUCGCCGUGAAGAGAAUAACUGCGACAGUGAAUACAGUUGAGCAAAGACGACUUGUAAUGGAUCUUGAUAUUAGUAUGCGUUCUUCAGACUGUGAUUACACCGUACACUUCUACGGGGCAAUGUUCCGUGAAGGUGAUGUAUGGAUUUGUAUGGAGGUUAUGGACACCAGUGUAGACAAGUUCUAUGCCCUGGCCUUCAAGAACAAUCGUGUCAUGCCCGAGACCAUGUUGGUCCAGAUAGCGUUCAGUGUUGUUAGUGCCUUGCACUACCUUCAUACCAAGCUGAAAGUGAUACACAGGGAUGUGAAGCCCUCUAAUAUUCUAGUAUCAGUGUCGGGUAAAGUGAAAAUGUGUGACUUUGGUAUAUCCGGAUACCUGGUAGAUUCUGUCGCUAAGACUGUUGACGCUGGCUGUAAACCAUACAUGGCACCUGAAAGAAUUGAUCCCAGUGGAAACCCUUCUAAUUACGAUGUCAGAUCGGAUGUUUGGAGUUUUGGAAUCUCCAUGAUUGAGAUUGCUACGGGUCGAUUUCCUUACCAGCUCUGGAAAACACCCUUCGAACAGUUAAGACAGGUUGUGAUAGAACCUGCGCCGGAGUUGCCGAAAAACCAGUUUUCCCCACAGUUUGAGGAUUUUAUCUCUAAAUGUUUGGUGAAGGAAGUGACGUCACGAGCCUCGUACACGGAGCUGCUGGCGCACCCCUUCCUCGCCACUAUCCCCGACCAGGCCGACAUGGCGGAGUUUGUGUCAGAGAUUCUCCAACUACCCUCAUAGAGGCAAGCUGGAACUUUAGAAUGCUCAAGAACUUGUAGGAAUGGAACGCACUUAAGCUAUAUUGGACAAAUGUCUGGUUUGAACAUGUUCCUAACGUUCCUGUUCCUUGUUCUUUAAUCCAUAAUUAGAACAGCUGAGUCAAUUAAAGGGAUUGUCCACGUAAUUAUGAGUGGUCCAAGCGGCAGGAAGUUAUUGUUUUAUCUUCAUUGUAUUUUCUUGAUGCCAUUGCUAUUUCAACUUGUAUCAACCUGUAUCCAGUUUUAUCCAGUUUUAUAUCCGCUUCAGAUAAGAAAAUAUUUAUUUUAUAGCCAACAUGAUUUGAUUUAUGACAGCUAAUUGUAAAAUUUAAAAUUUUAAACUUUUAGAUUCAAAUUUUAAUUAUUAACGUUAUUAAUAUUUUGUUACAACUUAAUUAUUUCAAAACGGGCAUUUAGCUUCUUUAACUUUAUCUUAAUACUUCAUAGUUUUCACAGUUCCAAAAUUAUUUUUUCUACUUUCCACGAAUUUCAAAAUUUGUUUAGCCAAUUUUUUCGGUUUCUUUUACCUUCAUAUUAAACUUAAAUGCAGUCAACUUUUUUUGUUAAAUAUUAACAUUUCUAUAAUCAUGAUGACCAGGUUUACUGAAGAACCAUUUAAGCUUCGACUUUCUUAAUAUUCUAAAUAAAUAAUCACGCUUUA
This is a messenger RNA of Eurytemora carolleeae, 1739 nucleotides long. RefSeq names its product dual specificity mitogen-activated protein kinase kinase 3 (gene lic). The transcript has 9 exons. Bases 72 to 1061 code for a protein of 329 amino acids. The record is from RefSeq and is a predicted model, not a curated record. Gene Ontology annotation, biological process: protein phosphorylation; stress-activated MAPK cascade. Gene Ontology annotation, molecular function: MAP kinase kinase activity; ATP binding. NCBI's taxonomy places the organism in Eukaryota, Metazoa, Arthropoda, Copepoda, Calanoida, Temoridae.